Molecule: messenger RNA, 1179 nt
Organism: Phascolarctos cinereus (koala)
Lineage: Eukaryota; Metazoa; Chordata; Mammalia; Diprotodontia; Phascolarctidae
Gene: CUNH19orf25
Product: chromosome unknown C19orf25 homolog
Source: RefSeq, a predicted model, not a curated record
UACUAUGUUCAAGGCAUUGACUUUACAAAAAUAAGAUGAAAGAGUACUCCUUGAUCUCAAUUCUCUUGGGAGAGGGAGCAACGUUCUGACUUCCCUGAUUUUCCCACUUUCAUAUUUUCUUUUACUUGACCCUUUCCCCACUUCCCUCUUUCCUCCUCCCCCAAUUUUUUCCAUCUUCCCACCUGUCACUCUUUUUCUUACCUACCUACCUUAUCUCAUGGGCAGGACCCUUUGUGAGGCUAUCCUUUUGGAGAAACACAGAUGAGUUGGGCAGGUUUCCUUAUCUGUGAAAUGAGGGAAUUGGAGGCACUGCCUGGUGUGAUUGGGAAAAACUGACUUAGAGCCAGGAAAGACCCCAGAUGGAUCAACGCAGCCUUCUUCCUAAUGACCUCUAAGGCCAGAAAGCGAGUGGUCCUCCCCACAAGACCAUCUCCGCCCACAGUUGAACAGAUCCUGGAGGAUGUCCAUGGUGCUCUGCCCUCUGAUCCAGUUUUCACCUCCUUUGCCCCACAAGCCACAGAAGAGCUUCCUGCCAUUCAGGAGAAUGAGGACCCAGAGGCAGAAAGGGAACGGCAGUACCAACAGAGUCGCUCCUAUGUGGCCCUGAACCAUCGGCUCCAGCUGGCCUGUGGCCUGCUGAAACAGAAGUGUGAGGAGUUGCGGCAGUCUGGGGACAGCCUUGAGCAAGACAUCUUAGAGAUGAAGCAGAGGACCCUCUCUGAUGCACAGGGUUCCAGCUAUCUUCCUGGCGUGGCCUCCUCAGGUUGAUGUCGUUCGUGCUUUUUGAUGUGUUUUUGGAAGUGAAAUUCGGGACCUCUGUGUCUGCAGAGACACAGGCUUUUCUAGAAGCUGCUUUUCUAAGGCUUGCCUGCCAGUUCUGGCCCCCUGGAUUUUCCUCCACCCUUUUCUCUCUUUCAGCCUACCUGCCCCUUCAGACUUGAGGCCCCAUCUCCAUUGGGGGAAGGGUGGAGGAAUAUUGCAGUAUGACAUCUACCUCUGGCCCUUUAAGGAGGACAAGAAGGCCCCACAGAGCUUCACAUGUCCUAUCGGGAACUGAAGCCAGUUGUUGCACACAACCAUUGGGGUCACCUGGGGAGGUCAGGAUUGACCUGGACAAAUUUGAGUGCCUAAGGGUAUCUAGAACAGAAUCUGAACCAGACUGUAACUGAGGACCAAGUC